Messenger RNA from Harpegnathos saltator (Jerdon's jumping ant), 2322 nucleotides. RefSeq names its product probable cytochrome P450 6a13. Gene Ontology annotation, molecular function: heme binding; monooxygenase activity; iron ion binding. NCBI's taxonomy places the organism in Eukaryota, Metazoa, Arthropoda, Insecta, Hymenoptera, Formicidae. The transcript is spliced from 7 exons. The record is from RefSeq and is a predicted model, not a curated record. Bases 127 to 1623 code for a protein of 498 amino acids.
ACAUUGGUCGCAGCGACCAGUCGUAUUUCCGUAAUAUCGUGGAAAGUUGAUAUAAUCGCAGUAUUGUGGACAUAAUUACUAGUUAUUUCCAGUGAAAAUUUACUUGUGGUCAACGAGUAUAAAAUAAUGGAACCUUUCACAAUAUUGUGCAGUGCCGCUGCUGCAAUUCUUGUUUUUUAUUAUUACUUUACUUUGAACUAUAACUUCUGGAAAUCACGGGGUAUUCAAGGUCCAACACCAAUACCGCCGUUUGGCAGUAUUAAAGACGUUCUACUUAUGAAAACGAGUAUGACUGAAUAUUUGACGGAAAUUUAUCACUAUUAUAAGAAUGAGACUAUGAUCGGUAUAUUUGCUAGAAGAACACCUAUUCUUAUCGUGAAAGAUCCAGACUUAAUCAAAGACAUUCUUAUCAAAGAUUUCUCCAACUUCGCAGAUAGAGGACUUACUACACACAAAAAGGCCGAGCCGCUGUCGCAACAUCUUUUUCUCUUAGAACCGAAAAGAUGGCGCCCUUUAAGAAUAAGGCUGUCACCUGUUUUUACAUCUGGCAAACUAAAAGAUAUGUUCCCCUUAAUAUUAGAAUGUUCUAGUCAUCUGGAACGAUAUGUAGAGACAUUAGCGAACAAAAAUGAGUCCGUUGAAUGCCGUGAACUGACGGCCAAGUAUACGACUGAUGUUAUCGGCAGCUGUGCUUUUGGUAUCGAUACGAAUUCUCUGUCAGAAGAAGACAGCGAAUUUCGUAAAAUGGGAAGAGAAAUAUUUGCUCCAAGCUGGCAUAAUAUGAUACGAAUGAGAAUGAGACAAUCCUUACCAUGGCUCUACGAUAAGCUUGGUUACAUUCUACCGCAAACACGAACCACCAAAUUUUUUACACGCAUCAUCGUAGAGAAUAUCGACUACAGAGAAAAAAAUAAUAUCGUCAGACACGAUGUCGUUGAUAUGUUGCGCGAAAUAAAAAAGCACCCGGAAAAACUCAACAUCGAGCUGACCGAUACUUUGUUGACAUCUCAAGCAUUCGUAUUUUUUAUUGCUGGCUUUGAAACUUCAUCGACGACCAUGAGUAAUGCACUUUAUGAGUUAGCGCUGAAUCAGGAGAUACAAGACAAGCUACGCGAGGAAAUUCACCAAAAAUAUAUGAAUAUUAAUGGUGAUUUAACAUAUGAUAAUAUUAAAAAGAUGAGUUACUUGGAUAAAGUUUUCAAAGAAACUCUACGAAAGUAUCCGCCAUUGACAUUUAUCAUGAGGAAAGCAACAUCGAGUUAUACCUUCGCCCGUAGUAAAAUUACUAUACCAGAAGGCCAAAGAAUAUGGAUUCCGGCUUAUGCAAUUCAGCGAGAUCCAAAUAUCUAUCCAGAACCAGACGUUUUUGAUCCAGAAAGGUUUAGUGAGGAAAUUAUGCAAACUAGACACGCAAUGACGUAUCUGCCUUUUGGUGAUGGUCCCAGAAAUUGCAUUGGUGCGCGCUUUGCAGUUUAUCAGACCAAAGUAGGACUUAUCAAAAUAUUACGAUAUUAUAAAGUCGAGGCUUGCGAGAAAACGCAAAUACCUUAUGUAAUUGAUCCCAAUACAUUUCUAUUAGCACCAAAGGAUGGAAUACACUUAAAAAUAACCAAAAUUGAUUGAGCUCAAUUUAAGCUCAUUUGAAAUUUUCUUUAGAGGUUUCCUUUUCAGGAUUUUAUUUGGGUGUUAUUUUGAGGGUUUUCGUUAAGCGUUAACCUUCAUUUGGGUGUAACCUUCAAUUGACGAUUCGAAAUCACACCCAAAAUUGAGCGUUUAUUCAGUGUAGUGUGUAUAACGCUCAAAGUUGAGCGUUUUUUAUCGGUGUUUAACACCCAAAGUUAAGCAUUUUUUUAGUAUUAACACCCAAAAUUGAGGAUUUUUUCACAAGGGUACACUCCCUAAUUGGUUAUAAACCACUUUUAAAGUCAUUUUUAGUAAUAAAAGAGGUUUUAGAAUAUAGGCCUUAGAAUAACUAUAUUCGUGUACACUGUUUGUCAAAUAUAUAUAUAUUUCUAUAAUUAUAUCAUGUAGAAUCAUUAAGAUUACAUCGUUAGCCAUUUUGGCAAGAACAGUUGAACAGCCUUACAAACAGUCAAAUAACUAAGUCGUAUGUUAUAAUCAAGUAAAAUAAUAUAUCUAUAUGAUAUUUUCAUUGUAAUUACUGCUAAAUAUAUUUUUACUCUUUAUUAUUACUAUUAAAAGUGAGUACAAUUAUUGAUAUACUUGAGUUCCGCCAAUAUCUUUUGCAUAACAUCUUAUAUUUUUUCUACUAAACGCGGCCAAUGGGGCAUAAGUGAUGUUCAAAAGUUUACGCAAAAAAAA